AUGGUGGAGCCUAUUUUUGAUUAUCAAUUUCGUUUGAUAUUAAUUGGCGAUUCUACGGUGGGCAAAAGUUCGCUAUUGAAAUUUUUCACAGAUGGAAAAUUUGCAGAGCUUUCCGAUCCCACAGUGGGUGUGGACUUUUUUGCCCGUUUAAUUGAAAUGAAAGAUGGUACACAGAUCAAACUACAACUCUGGGAUACAGCCGGACAGGAACGUUUUCGUUCCAUAACAAAAUCCUAUUAUCGUAAUUCAGUUGGCGUUCUACUUGUAUACGAUAUAUCAAAUCAUGCCAGUUUCGAGCAUAUACCGCUGUGGAUGAUGGAGGCGCAACGACACAUUGAACCACAUCGUCCGGUCUUUGCAUUAGUUGGCUGUAAGCUAGAUCUAGUAAAUGCUGGCGGUCAACGGGAAGUCUCUUUUGAGGAGGCACAAGCAUUUGCCAAACAGCAUGGUUUGCAUUUUGUUGAGACAUCGGCCCGAACAGGUUUGAAUGUCGAAGAAGCAUUUCGUAUGGUCACCCAAGAAGUUUAUGCCCGCAUACGUUCCGGUGAAUAUAAAGUUGAAGAUGGUUGGGAUGGCAUAAAAACUGGUUUUGCCCGACCAAAUAGUCAUGAUUUUAAUUUGGUUGUGGCCGAGGCAGAGAAAUCCUCCUGUUGUUGAGUUGUUAAUUGUUUUUCAUUAAUUUGGAAAAAUUUAAAUUUUUAAUUAAGAGCAUAAA
Musca vetustissima is the source of this 715-nucleotide messenger RNA. RefSeq names its product ras-related protein Rab-39B (gene Rab39). NCBI's taxonomy places the organism in Eukaryota, Metazoa, Arthropoda, Insecta, Diptera, Muscidae. Gene Ontology annotation, molecular function: GTPase activity; GTP binding. Gene Ontology annotation, cellular component: Golgi membrane. Gene Ontology annotation, biological process: Rab protein signal transduction. Bases 1 to 657 code for a protein of 218 amino acids. The record is from RefSeq and is a predicted model, not a curated record. The transcript has 2 exons.